GGAAACUGCUUGCAAAUGCGUUGAGCAGUCAAACGCAUGCGUUGGAAGACUUUUUCUCUCUCUCGCUAAACAAGAGUGAAAUAUGACACCGCUUCCUGAUUCCUCUUUUUUCCCCCCUCUCCAGAUUUCAAAACCUCUUAAAAACAAAAUUUAAACCAACUACACCCGACUGGGAAUCAGAGACAAAGCGAGCGAGGGAAUCAGGAAUUUCAGCUUGCUUGGAGUAGAGGAAAGGAGCUUCGCCCGUCCCCCGGGGAACUGGCAGGAAGAAAUUGCAGCAAAGACAAGGUACCACCCACUCCCAUUCUAUCAUACAGAAGGGGAACUGGGCCACCAGCAUCUGUUUCUAAGAGCUGCUGUAAAUCAUGGAGAAAAGGGAGCAACAGUGCCCUGGUCAAGAAGGCAAUAAGGCCAAGAGUGAGCCCAACACCCAAGAUGGAUCCUCGCACAUCAUUACCAUUGUUUUCUUGAUGCUCCUCAUUGACCUGCUUGGGUUUACUCUGAUCCUACCACUCCUGCCUUCCAUACUGGAUUAUUAUGGAAAGACUGGCCACGAUGGUGUUUAUCAAUCCUUGCAACACUCUGUGGACUGGUUUGCUGAUAUGAUCGGGGUUCCCAGUGUAAGAAAAUAUAACAGUGUCCUCUUUGGGGGGCUCAUUGGAUCCAUGUUCUCACUGCUGCAGUUCCUUGUGUCUCCCAUGACUGGCGCCGCUUCCGAUUACUUUGGUCGGAGACUGUUGAUGAUGCUGACUACGGCUGGGCUGAUCGUUUCUUACGCGCUGUGGGCUCUCUCCAGGAACUUCGGGAUUUUCCUCCUGUCUAGAGUUAUCGGCGGGAUCAGCAAGGGGAAUGUCAGCCUUUCUACUGCCAUCAUUGCAGACCUGCAAUCUCCACGAGCCCGCAGCAAAGGAAUGGCAAUGAUUGGCGUUGCUUUCUCUCUUGGUUUCACGGUUGGGCCUGUGAUCGGAGCCUACUUUGCAUCGAAUGCUGGGAAGGACGGAACUUUUUUCCUGCAGACAGCACAGCUGGCAAUGGUGUUUGCGGUGUCAGAUCUACUCUUCAUCUUCUUCUUUCUCCCGGAGACCCUCCCCAAAGAGAAACGGGUCUCCUCAGUCUCAUCCACCUUUCAGAAUGCCAUAGACCUCCUCAGUCCAGUGGCGCUGUUUCGAUUCUCUGCUGUCCGACAACGGGUGGAUUCUCCCUCUCCAGAAGGCAUGCAGACCCUUAAAGUUCUAGGACUGGUGUAUUUCCUCUACAUUUUUCUUUUCUCUGGCCUGGAGUAUACACUCAGUUUUCUCACUCACCAACGCUUCCAUUUUAAUAGUAUGCAACAAGGGAAGAUGUUCUUCUUUGUGGGGAUUACAAUGGCAUUGGUCCAGGGUGGAUAUGCUCGAAGGAUCAAACCUGGAGAUGAAAUUAAAGCUGUAAAGAGGGCAAUUGCCCUGCUAAUCCCAGCUUUUCUUAUCAUUGGUUGGGCCAACACCGUGCCUGUCCUGUACAUUGGACUUCUUUUCUACUCAUUUGCUGCUGCUAUAGUCAUUCCCUGCCUGUCUGCCCUGGUGUCAGGAUAUGGUGCAGCUCAUCAAAAAGGAACAGUGAUGGGAAUUCUUCGCAGUUUGGGGGCUUUGGCUCGAGCUUUGGGACCAAUCAUGGCAGCUACCGUUUACUGGCUGGCAGGAGCAGAGGUGUGUUUCACCAUGACCAGCUUCACCUUCUUCUUCCCGCUUGCACUUCUUACGAUUCCUAAAGUGAAGAAAACAGAGUGAAGACCAGAAGGAGCAAAGUAGCCAUGUACACUUUAAAGGGAAGACCACACCAAAUUCACACUUGGAGCAAGAGCAAGCAGAGUCUUUUUAAAAAAAGAAACUUAAAGCAGCUGAUACUUACUUAACCCUAGUUGGGAAUAUCAAGCAAAUGAGCAUCGGGAAAAAAAUAUCUGUUUGAAAAAAUGCGAUAUUAAUGUGUAACUUAAUAUUGGGGGUACAGGGAACGGUUCUAUACAGUAAGUGACUUGAAUGAAUUGAAUCAUAAUAUUGUCAAAGGUUUUUUAAUAUUCUUCCUCCUCGUCCUCACGGCAUAAUUUGUUGGUCAUUUAUACUACUUCUUUGCGUGGGAGUCUGUUUUCAGGGCUAUAUUAGAGCUUCAUUCAGCUUUAUCAAGGAUAAGGAUGUGCAACUUGGAAGAUUAGGUCGUGCAGUGGGUCAUACACCAACCCGUCGUGUUGAAAGGUCAUCAACCUGAAACUUUAACGCUGUUUGUCUCUCCACUGAUGCUACCUGACCUGCCGAAUAUUUCCAACAUCUUCUAUUUUGAUUUCAGAUUCACAGCAUCCACAGUAUUUUGCUUUAGGUCUGGGCCCUUUGUUCGCUUUUGGCCUUCGCCAUAGGCUAUAACAUCCUAUUAAAGAUGAGUUUGGAACAGUCUCAGUUUAGUCGCAGCUGGGUAUGGGCACCCAGCAUAAAAUUUCCCAUCAGUCUCAAUCAGAGAGGCAUAUUGUUAGUAGAGCAGAAGGAGCUUUACUCCAUAUAAUUGUUAUACCUAACCUAGGGGUCCUUGACUAAUAUAAAAAAAUGUAACUCA
Messenger RNA from Carcharodon carcharias (great white shark), 2580 nucleotides. It is a transcript of the gene slc75a1, whose product is annotated as major facilitator superfamily domain containing 10. Gene Ontology annotation, cellular component: brush border membrane. The coding region runs from base 366 to 1766 and encodes 466 amino acids. The record is from RefSeq and is a predicted model, not a curated record. Gene Ontology annotation, biological process: transmembrane transport. Lineage: Eukaryota; Metazoa; Chordata; Chondrichthyes; Lamniformes; Lamnidae. Gene Ontology annotation, molecular function: transmembrane transporter activity. The transcript is spliced from 13 exons.